This is a messenger RNA of Megalops cyprinoides (Indo-Pacific tarpon), 4740 nucleotides long. It is a transcript of the gene znf217, whose product is annotated as zinc finger protein 217. The transcript is spliced from 5 exons. Gene Ontology annotation, biological process: regulation of DNA-templated transcription. NCBI's taxonomy places the organism in Eukaryota, Metazoa, Chordata, Actinopteri, Elopiformes, Megalopidae. The coding region runs from base 547 to 3459 and encodes 970 amino acids. Gene Ontology annotation, molecular function: DNA-binding transcription factor activity, RNA polymerase II-specific; RNA polymerase II cis-regulatory region sequence-specific DNA binding. Gene Ontology annotation, cellular component: nucleus. The record is from RefSeq and is a predicted model, not a curated record.
CGCGCGCCUCGGAGUGCAACAGCUGCAUAGUAGUGAGAUUUACAAACAGAGAUAAUAGGUAAUCAAGUUAAGCAAGCCGGCCAACUCCAAAUCGCCUAAACUACUGAGGAAAUGGAAAGCAGGCUAUACACAUUCCACUUAGCAGACUAAAGAAACAAAACACCCUGUCAAUUUAGACAGAUCCUGGCGAGUUUGAGAAUAACCUGGUGCUUCAUGUCAAGACUUGACAGUGCUGAAUGUGUCGUGAAAGAGAUCGUCGGAGUACUUUCCCUGGCACACCCGAUCGGCAAGCCUUAAUUUCAGGAUACCAACAUGGCAAAGCACAGUGUUGUACAGAAAGCCGGGAGGGCUGAAGUAUAAACGUGCUUUUAAGGACACCUGGACAUGCCAAAGUGCUGUGAGAAGACCAAAAGCAUUCUCAACAGUACCUCUCUGUAUCCCAAUAACCAUUUUUCAUCCCCCCCUGGUGUGCUGACCCCUUACUGACUGAUCUGUGAUACACUUUAAAUAUACUGUUUCUGCUGGCUGUUGGCACUCUGGUUAGACAUGCCCACUCACCCGUUGAUAUCGUACAUGGAGAGCCCUGACGGGCUGGCCCAGGACAUCCUGAGCAGCAGCAGCGCCAGCAUGCCGGGCACCGGCUCCAGCAUGACCCCGCACGGCAGCCUGGCGGAGAAGCCCCCGGGCCAGCCCGAGGGGAGCCUGCCGCUGGACUGCAUGUUCUGCGACAAGACCUUCCAGCGGCAGGAGGACCUGAGCCCGCACGUGCUGACCCAGCACCCCACCACGCUGUACGAGCCGGCCGUGCUGCGCGUGGAGGCCGAGUUCCUCAGCCCGGGCGAGAGGGCCCGGGCCGCGCUCGCCGCCGCCCCCGCCGCCGACAAGGAGGAGCGCGUCAGCUGCCUGGUGUGCGGGCAGGCCCUGGACGACCCCGCCGAGCUGGAGGGCCACAUGAGGAAGCACAAGGACUCUUUCACCUACAGCUGCAGCGUCUGCGGCCGGCGCUUCAAGGAGCCCUGGUUCCUCAAGAACCACAUGAGGACGCACGUGGGCAAGGCGGGCUCCAGGAACAAGGCCCAGCAGGACCUGGAGACGCCCGCCACCAUCAACGACGUGGUGCAGGACCAGGCGCCCGCGUCCGUGAGCUCCCCCUACAGGAUGUGCAUGGUGUGUGGCUUCUUCUUCCCCAGCAAAGAGACUCUGGCCGAGCACAGCAAAGUGCACAACCGCGAGUCGGAGGAGAACGAAGACGAGGAGCCGCCGGCCAACAGCCAGCCCGCCGCUGAGGCCCCCCUCACCCAGCAGUCCUUCCUGCAGCUCUUCGAGCUGCGCUCCCUGUCCUCGGAAACGGCCGCGCAGCCUGAGAAGUCGGCCAAGUGGAUCGCGCAGCUCGACCCCUUCAACACCUACCAGGCCUGGCAGCUGGCCACCAAGGGCAAGAUCGCCGUCGGCCCCAGCCAGGCCAAGGAGCUGGGUCCCGACGCCAGCUCGGACAACGAGGACUCGUGCUCGGACAAGGAGGAGCUGGGCGAGAUCUGGUCCGGGGGCCGGGGGGCCAAGUCUCUCAGGGAGGGGCUCAGGAGCGAGCUGAAAUCAAAGCACGGCGGAGGGGACACCCCGUCACCCGAGGUGGACCAGAAGUCCCUGAUGAGCAAAGAGAAGCCCACCCACUGCAGGGACUGUGGCAAGACCUUCCGGACCUACCACCAGCUGGUGCUGCACUCCAGGGUCCACAAGAAGGACCGGGGCGGCGCCGAGAGCCCCACCGCCUCCAUCGACGGAAAGCAGGCCGGCGCUUUGGACAGGGCCGAGGAGUACUCCGAAGACGGGUCAGAAGAGGGCGGGCCAGGAGACACCGUUCAUUCAGAUAAAAGUGAAGAUUAUUUUGAUAAAUCAAAGCUCAAGAUUCUGGCCCCCUCAAAGGAGUGCAGUUACUGUGGGAAGUCUUUCCGUUCAAAUUAUUACCUCAACAUUCAUCUCAGAACACAUACAGGUGAAAAACCGUAUAAGUGUGCGUACUGUGACUAUGCUGCGGCUCAGAAAACCUCACUUCGCUACCACUUGGACAGACGUCACAAGGACAAGCCCGACAUCGACCUCUCCAAACUGGUGCCCAUGUCCCCCACCCUCAGCGACACCAAGGAGAAAGUGUCCUACGACCCGGCCAGGAACCCUGACGGCAGGCAGAGUGCGAAGGCGUCCUCGGGCGGCGGGGGGACCGCGCCCUGCCCACCUGUGAAAGCUGAAGCCCCGAGCUUCCCCACGAAACCCGAGCAAGGGAAGCCGGCGGCCGACGAGGUGCGACAGAAGUGCCCCGUGCCGGUCACCCUGAAGAUGGAGGGACAAGAAAUCAAGGAGGAACCGUCAGAGAUGCCAUUAAAUUUGUCCUUGUCCUCGUCCGUCUCCGCUACCUCAGUGCCGAAGAGUGCAUUAAUCAGCAACGCCUGCCCUUUGUGCACCUAUAAAACGCUCUAUCCAGAAGUCCUGCUGAUGCACAAGAAACUGGUCCAUAAAGAGAAGCCGGACGCAGCCAAGAAGAACAUCACGAGGAGCGCCAUUGCCGCGCUCAAGCAGAAGCGGCACACGGGCUGCCCCCCUGCCCUGGAGGGGAAGGACGUCAGCCCGCUGCCGCCGUUUUACAGGAAGCACCCCCGGCGGACCAAGUCCCCGGUGCGCCAGCCCGAGAAGCCUGCUGAGAAGGCCCAGCCCUCCCAGAAUUCCCAGGGGCUGAAACGGACGCCCGUGGCGGCGGAGCCCCGAAGGGCCGCCCCGUCCGAAACCCAGCGCAAGCUGCUGGACGGCCCCUCCAGCAGCAUUGGGGCCCGGGCCCCGGCGUACAGGUAUCCCGAGCAGCAGGCGGAUGCCGGCGCCGCCGAAAAGAGAGACUGCUUCGUCGUGUCCGUCAAGCCGAGCAACCUGGACAGGGAGAGGCAGGGGCAGGGGGUCCGGCCGCCCAAAAACGGGGCCGUCUGGCCCUCUGAUGCCACGAGGGCGUCCCUGUCCAGCCGGUUCGGGAGCCUGCCGGGCGCGCAGGCCGAAUUCGCCGAACCCUCAGCCAAGAGGCUGAAGUACAGCGGGGCCCCGGCUCGAGAGAUGGAGACCCCUGAGGCCGACGCAGUGAGAAUGGGAGACGGCUACACCCGGCUGAUGCCCGCAGGGAGAAACACGAGAGGCCUUUCUCAAGGAAGCCCCCCCUCCAAAGUAUCCCACUCCCUGGCCUCUGUUAAAUCAAGCUCCUCGGCAUCGGGGAAUAGCGUGGACCCAGACUGGAACGUGAUCAGCAUCCUGCGGUCCUACAGCCCCAGCGACCUGGCCUCACUGUACCACGCACCCAUGGCCAGCUCCAGCCAUGGGGCCAUCUCCACAUCUCCAGCAGGUUCGAAGAACGCCGAGGAUGCCGCGCAGCCCCUGCCAUCUGUGCGCCCGACUUCGAAGGCCUCCGCUGACAGAAAGGUUUAACCCACCGAUAUAAGCUGUGACCUGCAUAUAUCUCAGAACACUACUCCAAUAGUGUUGGCAUUGCUAUUAAAAUGUAUUCAUCUGUGUGUGUGUGUGUGUGUGUGUGUGUGUGUGUGUGCGCGUGCGUGCGCGUGCGUGCGUGUGUAUAGAUGCAAAUGCCGAUGUGGUGGCUAAAGCCUGAUCACAGGGAGGAUGUGAAGUUCAAAGUGUAACGUGCCUAGCCGAAAAAUUACAAGGGAGUAGGGGGCAGUAGCUGUCUGUUGUGUGUAGUUAAGUUUGUCGAUUGCUGCUCAGGAAAGUUACGCUGCAGAUCACAGGAGGCUGCAGCCAGCCAAACGUAGGGCUGAGCUCCGUGUGUGAAGUUACAAAGGGUACCAUAUCAACAAGCCAAUAAUGUGGCGAUUCAAGGUUUUCACAGGUGACCAACAGGCUUGAAUAUGGCCCGUUGGGUUACAGGUAGAGCGAGGAAGAAGUGCUUUCAACAAUUAAUCUUGACCGUUAACGGCCCAAGGAAUUCACGCAGGAAAAGACUGGGUCUGAGCUCCAUCGCGUAUAGCCACAGUAGUUACUGUGUUAUUUAGCAAGUACCGAAAGGGAGAACUCGCAGGCGGCCGCAUGACGGCAUGUCUGCCGCGCAUCUCGGUGAAUUCCCCGUUGAGCCUGCACAGCUGCCUGCAUUCGCUGAAGAUGCGGAAGACGCUCCUCCAGCUGUCAGAGGGCCAAAGAGACUGCAGACUCGCACAGUGGCACUCGCUCUCCUGCUCCUGCUUCUCCGGUUUAAAAACACUGUGCCGAGACUCUCUGCCGCACGUUUCAGAGCGCCAAACGCCGUAACGAGGAGCCUGAAAACACUGACCAAACCAGCCGAGAUCGAUGCGGGCGUCACUCACUCAAGUGCCAAAAAAAAUCUCAGCUCCAGUCUUUAGGGAAGGAAGGUAUCAAUGAUAAGACAUCCGAUUCUGUGCGCGGGGUUUACGCAACCAGCGCGGGGGGAUUUGCUUUUGCUAUGCAGUGUCUUGAAAUAUCUCUGGGGUUAUUAUUUGUGUUUUGACCUCUUUCUCCUUCAAGUGUGAUUUGAUUAACUUUAACUGUCUGCCACAGCAAUAAGAUAUCCUCCGACCGGUUGGUCAAGUAAGACUGUCAGUAACACACUUGUCAGGGAAAGUGAGAUUUCGUCAGGGGCGUAAACCUUUUCGUUCAUGCUGAAAAAGGACUGUUGGAACCUGUCUCAGGUGUCAGUUCAGCACGAGCCGUCAGGACAUCUGCUCCGCAGCUACAAUA